CUUGCGUGUUGCUCGAACAAACACCAUGGCAAGUCACGGUAUAGCACGUGGGACAGGCCCUGUUGUGCGUUCUGAGGAGGCUCGACAGAAGGAGCUUGAGCAGAUUGCGCAGUACAAAGAGCUGGCAGAUUUAGUGAACACAAAGAUUGCUGAGAAGCAACAUACAAUCGAAGCCCUCGGCCUAGUCACAAAGCUACUAAACGAGAACCCCGAAUACUACACAAUAUGGAACCACCGCAGACGCGUCCUAGUGGCUCUGGUGAAAGCGGAGUCACCCGGACAAUCUCCACAUGACUUGCUGCAGGAUGACUUGCAACUCACGUUUGCACUGCUGCGGAAGUUCCCCAAGUGCUACUGGAUAUGGAAUCAUCGCAACUGGCUUCUGCGCCAGGGAGAGGCUUUGAUGGGAGUGGAAGCGGCGCACAAGCUCUGGUCGGGAGAGCUGCAACUCAUAAACAAGAUGCUGCAUGCGGACAGUCGAAACUUCCAUGCUUGGGGCUACAGACGUAUUGUGGUGUCGGAAAUCGAACGCUUGGCCGCGGAUUCAGAGCCUACAACUGAGAACACUCCGAAGAGUCUCGCUGAAUCCGAGUUCGAAUAUACCACCAAGAUGAUCAAGACCAACCUCUCCAACUUUUCUGCUUGGCACAACCGCAGCCAGCUUAUCCCCAAGAUCCUCCUUCAACGUAACGCAGACUCCAAAGCACGUCGCGCCUUCCUCAAUUCAGAGCUGUCUUUGAUAUGUGAGGCCAUCAACACCGACCCGUUCGACCAAUCCAUAUGGUUUUACCACCAGUACCUUCUCUCAGUUUUAUCUCCUUCGUGCCCACCAAACCACCAAGUUGUCCAAGAUUUGACUAAUGAUGAGCGGCAAAAGUACUACGAGAACGAGAUGGAAUAUAUACGGGAGAUCUUGGAGGACGAGGCGGAUUGUAAAUGGAUAUACGAGGCACUCCUCGGGCUUGCAGAAGCGUACCUAGAGGUCGAUGCUGGCACAGGGACGUUCACGACAAAGGGUAUGAAGUCAUGGCUAGGCGAGCUGAAGCGACUGGAUCCGUUGCGGCGAGGAAGGUGGGACGAUUUGGAGAGAAGAUUGAAUCUCUGAAAUGCCAAUCAAUGAACAAUGACAGCCAUCAAGGCUUCCCCUUCGCUUCUUCAAUGUUUUCCUUUGCAGGCACUACUUCUUUAUUCGCUUCUUUUUUCCAAGCCCACAAACCUAGCAUGUUCGACCAGGAAUUGUCAGGCGGUUGGGAGGCGAUAGUUUUUUCUUUAGCCUGGAGCUGAGGUUGUGCAGGACUAGAAUUGACUCCACUCGAAGCAGCGGCAGCAGCCAACUCUCGUUGGUACUCUUCAUUCAUCCGUGCGAGUCGUUGUUUCUUGAACUCGCCAUCAAAAGUUGCUACUCCAAUUGAUACGCCCAUAAUCGCUGCCAAUGCAAUGGGGAGGAUACGUCCUGCCAUUCCUGUUCGCUUGUUGUGUGCGCGACCUGUUGAUGUCUUCGAG
Molecule: messenger RNA, 1503 nt
Organism: Bipolaris sorokiniana ND90Pr
Lineage: Eukaryota; Fungi; Ascomycota; Dothideomycetes; Pleosporales; Pleosporaceae
Exons: 4
Coding region: 26-1105 (359 amino acids)
Biological process (GO): protein geranylgeranylation
Cellular component (GO): Rab-protein geranylgeranyltransferase complex; cytoplasm
Molecular function (GO): Rab geranylgeranyltransferase activity
Source: RefSeq, a predicted model, not a curated record